UAGUUGCCUCCUCAGAGAUAGAGACAUAGUCAAGGGGUUUAGGUGGGAAAUAUGGAACACAAGGUUGUAGACUCAAAAACUGCAACUACCUACCAUUUUACCAUGAUUUUGAAACACCCACCAUUUUCCUAGUUUUUUUUUUUUUCUCUCUCUCGUAUUCUAUUCUGUGGAAAUUCAUUCAUGAGUGUGAAUCAAGUUUCUAUCUUUUGUCACCAAGAUAGCAUAUAUAAUAGUUAGUAGUUAGUAGUACCCUUUUGGAGAUGUUAGGAGAAGAAGGAAAAAUAAACAAGCCCUCUGGUAGCGGCACUCUUGCUCGGAGAACCUAUUCCCGUUCGGUUUCAUGGACGGAUAGGUCUCCGAGCAGCCGCCACAAGGCACCACCACAACCACCAAACACAAAGCCAAGGCCAUUUUUGCCACCUCUUCAGCCUCUUUCCAUAAGAAAGCCCAGUGUCGAGGAAUGGCCAAGCGCAGGAUCCGACGAUCUUGGCGUUUGGCCAGUUCCCCAGACACCAAGAGGGUCUAUAAGACAGUUGGACUCCAGUCAACCCACCAAAGAUUUUCAGUUCAAGAGAGACAAACUGGCCUUCUAUGACAAAGAAUGUUCUAGAAUCGCGGAGCAUAUAUACUUAGGAAGCGACACGGUUGCCAAGAACCAUGAGCUCCUUAGGCAGAAUGGAAUCACUCAUGUGCUGAACUGCGUUGGUUACGUUUGCGCGGAGUAUUUCAAAAGCGACUUUGUUUACAAAACACUCUGGUUACAGGACAGUCCUUCGGAGGAUAUAACAAGUAUUCUGUAUGAUGUGUUCGACUAUUUUGAAGAUGUUCGAGAGCAGGGCGGCCGCGUUCUCGUCCAUUGCUGUCAAGGCGUUUCGCGGUCGUCCUCUCUCGUCAUUGCCUACCUCAUGUGGAGGGAGGGACAAAGCUUUGAAGAUGCUUUCCAGUAUGUCAAGAAUGCAAGGGGAGUGACAAAUCCAAACAUGGGUUUUGCAUGUCAGCUUCUUCAGUGUCAAAAAAGGGUCCACGCUCUGCCUGCUAGCCCCAAUUCUAUUCAAAGGAUGUACCGAAUGGCGCCUCAUUCGCCAUACGAUCCUCUUCAUUUGGUACCAAAGACGGUUAAUCAGCCGGGCGCGAAAGCGCUCGAUUCUCGUGGCUCUUUCGUUGUCCAUGUUCCCUCUACAAUCUAUGUUUGGAUUGGCAAAAACUGCAGCCCGGUGAUGUCCUCCAACGCGCGAGGCGCAGCGCUUCAGGUAGUCCGGUAUGAGAGGGCUAAGGGACCUAUUUUGACGAUCCAUGAAGGUGAGGAAACACCUCAGUUUUGGAUUGCUCUGUCUUCGGGUGAUUCCGAGAAAGAAGGGGUGGAAAUUGGCAAGGCUGCCGAUAUUGGUGCAAGAAAAGUUGGGGCGUAUGAUUUGGAUUUUGAGAUCUUUUACAAGGCAGUUGCCGACUGUGCAGGGUCGGAGACUUGUGUGCCGGCGAAGGAGCACGGAUGGGGAAUACUGAGGCAGAAGCUUGCUACAGGAGUCAUGAGAGAGUUGCUUAGUUCUCCCAAAUGUGUGAAUAUCGAAGACGGCGAAGAAGAGAAGCGAAACUCUGAGAUUGAGCCUUUGUCACCGUCAUCUAAUCAUUCCUUUGAAUGUUAUUUGAAUAAUAAUAACAAUUCAGACGCAAUAGUUGUGGAGGAUACUCCUAAAGCCACAGACUCAUCACUGUCAUCUAUUUCUGGUGUUGCUUCGAAUCCUUUUCCGUGGAACAAAUCGCCAACGCUUUCGCCUUCAAGCUCCGAUUAUGCAAGUUCUUUCACAUUUUCACCUUCCUCAGGGAAUUGGUCUGAUUUAUCAUUUGUGUCAUCUAGGCAGCCAUCACCUUCUGGCAUGGAAUCAACCGAAGACGUGCCUUUCGCCGAGAGCUCCUCGUUACUUCACAAAGAAGUCUCCUCAAUGCCGGAAACAUUAUUGGCUAACGAUGGUUUGGGAGGGGCGAGCUCCUGGUUCGAGAUGGAAGGAUCCUCCCUCUCAAUAGCAGAGCGUCGGGGGAGUAAUCCGCUACCUCGGGUGCUGCUAUCGUCCAUUAAUGAAUCAUCUCAGCUCCACAAGAACCUGGAGGAUUGCAUGUAUUAACAUCCAAAAGACGGAUUAAAAGAUUAAGUGUUCAAAAUUCAUCCCCAUCAUAAUGCAGAAAACAGGACAUGCAACAGUGUUGUAGAUGGUAAUGUAGAAAAGUUGUCCAUAUAUACCAAAAUAAAAAAUGUAUUUCCAUAGAAAUCCGACGCCAGCCCUGCAGAAAUCGGCCGAGAUGUAGGCUGUUAAUUAAGUCCAUUCUGGGAUCUUAGCAUCGCCAUUGUUGGACCUAGUGCACUGCAUCUCAAGGCUCUUUGGGACCAUGACUGUGAGCUUGAACUUUCUUCUUUGCGCCAGCAAUUUGCCUGUGACAGUUUCACCUUCUUUGCUGUUAAUGCCUCGUUAAUUUCAUCCCACACAUUUACUGCUCCAUUUUCUGUAAAGAUAGCACAAGCUAACUUUAGUUAAUCAAGAAUUCAAGAAUGUUUUUAUAUUUCUAUACACCAAAAGUUCAUCAGUGGACAUUACCUUUAGCAGAGGUAUGACCUCUGUUCACCGGUUCAGAGCUUCCCACAGCAGUUUGAUCACCCGAACAUUUUUUGUUAAUGCUACCAUUAGAUGGUUUUGUAAGAUGAUCCCAAUCAUUAUUAGAACCAGCUAUGGCUGAUGAAUUCGAGUUGUUGCCAUGACUAACCA
Messenger RNA from Arachis stenosperma, 2756 nucleotides. RefSeq names its product protein-tyrosine-phosphatase MKP1-like. Lineage: Eukaryota; Viridiplantae; Streptophyta; Magnoliopsida; Fabales; Fabaceae. Bases 261 to 2120 code for a protein of 619 amino acids. The record is from RefSeq and is a predicted model, not a curated record. Gene Ontology annotation, biological process: protein dephosphorylation. Gene Ontology annotation, molecular function: protein tyrosine/serine/threonine phosphatase activity; actin filament binding. The transcript has 2 exons.